Molecule: messenger RNA, 1164 nt
Organism: Oldenlandia corymbosa var. corymbosa
Lineage: Eukaryota; Viridiplantae; Streptophyta; Magnoliopsida; Gentianales; Rubiaceae
Source: the annotation of a GenBank genome assembly
AUGGCAAGAGGAACGAAGAAGAAGAGCAAAGCAGCUGUCAUCGAACAUCAAGAGCAACCAGCAGAUGAAAGAAAACUGCAAACGAUUGCUUGCGUGCACAAUUUAGCUAAGGAUCAAGUAUGCUUGGCUCAAACUAGAUCUGGAAUUAAUGUGAAUAAAUCGUUGGAGAAAAUUGGGAAUUAUAGGGUAAUUGAGGUGGGGGAAAGCUCUCGGAGCUUGGCGAGUGAGAGAUCGGGGAGAAAUCUGGAGGAACAGGAAACACUGGGGAAGGGAGUAUGGCAGGGUUUUGAUCCGAAGCAACUUAUGGUGGAUAGGAAGCUUUCAUUCAUUGAACCGUCUGUGAUCCACGAUCAUUGGUUAGUGGAAAAGGAUAUAACUAUGGAAGACAUAAAAUCGGUACCAGUGUGGAUACAACUGCCAAAAUUGAAGCUUAGGUACUGGAAUGCAAUCUCCUUAAGUAGAAUGAUGAGUGUUGUUGGUAUUCCACUGGAAAUGGAUGAGAUGACCUCAAAAAAGAUGAGAACAGCUUUUGCCAGAGUCUUAGUUGAGGUUAAGAUAGCUGAUAAGGAAUGGAAGGAAAAAACAAAUGGCAGUCAGUCUGUUCAAGGAAUGAAAGCCAACACUGGGAAAAUACAGGAAAGAAUAGAGAAGGAGAUUCCUGAGGAAGUGGAGAAGAAUGUUACACUAAGCAAGGGAAAGAUACACAGGGAGACAAGUCCAAGUGGAAAGAGUGGUUCAAGUGAAUCUGAAAUAGAAAAUAAGAAAGAUGAUGUGAUGAUCCAAAAUCAAAAAGGAAUAAAGGUGUUUGUUCAUUGUUGGGUGAAAAAUCUCACUACUCAGUGCUGGUUCUAUGUGACAGUAGUGUAUGCAGAUUAUCAGGCUCAGGGGAGGAUUAAGCUGUGGGAGGAGUUAAAACAGAUUGCUGAUCAUAUCACUGGAGCAUGGCUAAUAAUGGGAGACUUUAAUAUUGUAAUCAACCAUGAAGAGAGAUUAGGAGGAAGGAAUGAAGUCAGUACUGAUACAGAUAAGUUUAAAGCAUGGAUGGAAGAUGGUGAAGUAUGGGACAUGCCAACCUAUGGUGGAAAAUAUACAUGGUGGAAUAGGCAAAUUGGUGAUCAAAGUAUCAUGGCUAAACUGGAUAGAACCUUCGGGAAUGGAGAUUGA